This is a messenger RNA of Entamoeba dispar SAW760, 1338 nucleotides long. RefSeq lists its product as uncharacterized. The record is from RefSeq and is a predicted model, not a curated record. Gene Ontology annotation, biological process: regulation of GTPase activity. Bases 1 to 1338 code for a protein of 445 amino acids. The transcript has 2 exons. Lineage: Eukaryota; Evosea; Mastigamoebida; Endamoebidae.
AUGAAUAACAAAGGAAUAUUACCUUCUUUUAAUGAUGUUUUUUAUGGACUAAAACCAGACUUAGUUACUGCAACUUUGAAGUAUUAUAUCAGAGGUAUUAAUUCUUCAGAAGAACAACAUAAAUAUAUUGAAGCAAUUUUCAAUGGUUUUGCUGUUCGUAAGAAAUUACCUGAGUUGUUACAACACCUGGUAACUUCAGAAAUUUUAGAGUGUGUAACUACACCUUCAUCAAUGUUUAGAAGAAAUUCAGUUCAAUCUAAAGUUAUUAAAUAUUAUACUGAUCUCGAAUUUAAUGAAAUGUUUGAUACAUGUAUUUUUCCAGCUAUAUCAGAAAUAGUAUCAGAAGAUAUUACAUUAACCAUAGACCCAGAAAGUGAUAAAUUUGAGACUUCUAUUAUUAAGAUGAAAGAGUUACUUGAAGGGAUUUUUUUAAGAUUAUUUUCUUUUAAAAUGAUUCCAGAUUCGUUUAAGUCUUUUAUGACAUACGUUAGUAAUGAAGUAAAUAAGACCUCUCCAUCAUUACAACUUGUUAGUUUAAAAAAUAUUAUUUUCUUAAGAAGUAUCUCAAAUUAUUUUUUAAGAUGUACUGAAGAUAGUUAUCAUCUUAUUUCUUUAAAAGUCCUUUCAACUGUUUUUCAAUGGAUCAUAGGAGAUUCACAAAUUACUCAUUCAGUUUCUGCUGUUUCAUCACCUCAAAUAUGUCUUCCUUCAGAAAAACAAGAUUGGAAAUCUUUUCUAUUCCCAUUUGCUGCUGAUAUUCGACCUAGAGCUAAUGAGUGGUUGUUCACAUUAAAGAAUGAUAUUCCUUUUGAUAAAGUAAAAUUUAAAUGGGCUUUAAAUUUAAAAGAGACAAUAGACAUUGAAGAAGCUGUAUAUAAAAAAUCAAAUGAAAUUUCAGAAUUUCUUGAUACAGCAUCUGCAUCAGUAUUAGCUAUGUUAAAAGAAAAGAAAGAAAGUGAUGUUGUGUCUCAAUAUAAUGAAAUUUUUCAAUUGUUACAAACUCAAAUCACAAAUAAUAGUAUUACAAGAAUCAAGUUGUUAACUGAAAUCUCAAUCUUACAAGAAAAAAAUAAAUAUGUAGUGCUUGAAGAACGUUUAAAAGAAUUUGAAGAAGAAAGUCAACAAGAAAUUGAACAGAUCCAGAAAGAAGAAAAUAGCAAAAAUACAGAUUUGUCUCAAGAAAAAAUGAUAAAAGAAUCAAAAUUUAAUAUUAAUAUUUCUGAUCAAACAGUUAAACCAUCUAAUUAUCUAAGUACUAGUGUUGAAGAAGAAAAAAAGAUUGGAAAAAGAAAUGUUUUAAGUAGGGUUUUACGUUCUUCUAUGAGAGAAGAUAAAUAA